AUGGCAUUAAUGCCAUUGCGGAGGCAAUUAAUGCGUAUUAUCACUACGCAAAGUCCAUUUUCUACACUCCAGAGAUGUAUGGCUUAUAAAAGUUCAUUAUCUUUGGAGACAUUAUAUCCGAACAGUAGUUUAAAGCUUUCUACACCUGCAUUUACUCCGGACCCUAAAGAAAAAUUUUCAGGAUUUAUUCCAAUGCACAAGUUAGAUAUAACAUACAGCGCCAGUUCAGGACCCGGGGGACAGAACGUUAACAAAGUUCAUACAAAAGUAGAUCUAAGGUUCAAAGUAAGUGAAGCGGACUGGAUUCCGGCUGAGAUCAGAGAGAAAUUACAGCAACUGCACAAUAAUAAACUAACCAAGGAGGGUUACUUAGUAAUUCGUUCCGACGUCACUCGUUCUCAACAACUGAACUUGGCCGACUGUCUCCAAAAGUUGAGGAACAUAAUCAGAGACGCUGCCGUCACUAAACGAGAGCCCUCCCCUGAGACUGAAGAAAGAAUAAGGCAAAGGCACCUCAAAGCCUCCCGCCUGCGUGUAGCCGUCAAACGUGAAGCAGCUCUGAGACGCUCCCUCAAACAAUCCCCCACCGUCGUGGACUUAUGA
Molecule: messenger RNA, 603 nt
Organism: Danaus chrysippus (African queen)
Lineage: Eukaryota; Metazoa; Arthropoda; Insecta; Lepidoptera; Nymphalidae
Source: the annotation of a GenBank genome assembly